UUACCGUCACCAUCGUCAUCAUCAUCAUCCAUCAUCCAUCAUCAUCAUCCAUCACCACCAUCAUCCAUCACCACCAUCGUCAUCACCACCACCAUCACUAUCAACACCAUCAUCAUAAUCAUCAUCAUCAUCCAUCAUCAUCAUCAUCCAUCACCACCAUUGUCAUCACCACCACCAUCACUAUCAACACCAUCAUCAUAAUCAUCAUCAUCAUCGUCAUCAACACCAUCCAUCACCACCAUCACUAUCAUCAUCCAUCACCACCAUCAUCCAUCACCACCAUCGUCAUCAACACCAUCCAUCACUAUCAUCAUAAUCAUCAUCCACCAUCAUCAUCAUCAUCAUCAUCGUCAUCAACACCAUCAUCAUCAACACCAUCCAUCAUAAUCAUCAUAAUCAUCAUCCAUCAUCAUCAUCCUCAUCCAUCACCACUAUCAACACCAUCCAUCAUAAUCAUCAUCAUCAUUAUCAUCAUCAUCCAUCACCACCAUCAUCACCGUCAUCAUCAUCAUCACCACCAUCACUAUCAUCAUCACCAUCAUCAUAAUCAUCAUCAUCACCAUCAUCAUCAAGUCCAUUUUUUAAUGUUUAUUUUAUUGUAAGAAUUUUGCUUUUUUAAUAAUAGUGCUAAAUUGAUUUAUUUUAUUAACUCUUAGGGGGGGGUGUGUGUGUGUGUGUGUGUGUGUGUGUGUGUUUAAGGAUGUCAUGGUGUACUUCAUUUAUUAAACAUUAUAAAAAAACGACUGAAACACAAACGACAACAGAAAUCUAAUGAAAUUAAAUUUUUAAAAAAUCUACACAAAAAUUCUGCACUCAUUUCUGUCAGGGUUCAGCUCAUCCGAAAAUAAUGUUAACUCUAUAAAAUUGUAAAAAUAUUUUUGAGUCUCUUCAUCAGACGAGUCUGCGUGGUUUGAGCUGAAGGCUAAACUGGUAGCUGCUUGUUAGCCGUGUUAGCCUCGGCGCUCCAGAGCGAAACUAAACUGCACGCGCUGGCCAUGUUGAGGCGAAGGAGAGCGUUCCGAAUGUUUCACUUUGCGCCGGAAUUAAAAAGGUGUGUGUUUAUAAGAGCGAGCGGCGGCUGGCCGGAGUGGUAACAGGAUUAAAAAGACGGAAGCGCACGGAUUUGACGUGCUGGACUCGAGGAACUCCGGCUGCGUGUGUGAAAGAUGAAAACGAUGGAGGAAACCGACGACACGGACGAGCCUCCUGACCACGCCCCUCCGGAGAAAUGCGCCAAAUCCACACUCUGGGACUUCCCCUCUCACAAGACGGCUCGUUCCGGAGUCUGGGAAUACUUUGAGUAUUUUAUAAACCCAGAAGGCGAGCUGGAGGAUUACGGCUUCCCGACGUGUAAACUGUGCCAGCUGAAAGUGGCGUGUAAGAGAGGAAACACGUCCAACAUGCUGCGGCACCUGCAGGAAAACCACGCCUUCGCCUACCGAGAAGCCAAGAGAGCAGACGCCCUGUGGCUCGACUUGGACUCCUCUGAUUCGGACAUGAAGGUGGAGAUGGAUGAGCAGAACCUGACGGCCGACUGGUGCAGUGUGGGGAAACGGAGCGAAGACGAAAACGAGGGCGAUGACGACGGCGAUGCAGAUUACAUCGACCGCAGGAUCGCGGCCACUCCGAGGAGGAAGAGGCAGGUCCGCUCGGCCGUGUGGCAGUACUUCCAUUACGACGAGGACAGAAGACCGAGCUGUAAGAUCUGCGGCUGGAAACUCACUGCAGGAUCUUCAGGCAGCACGAGCAACAUGAGGCAUCAUCUCCAGAGCCAGCAUCAGAUCGUGUGUCCGCUCAGUAAGUCUGCAGGUCUUGUUAUAACGUUGCCUGAAGGAGACGAGCCGAUUAAACUGUACCCGCCCACAACACCUCGCAAAUCCGCCGUGUGGAAGCUGUUCGGCUUCGUCAUGAACAGCGAGGGCGUGCUGGAAGAGAACGGCUUCCCCAUCUGCAGGCUGUGCCAUCAAGUUGUCGCAUCCAAAGACGGAAACACGUCCAACAUGUACAGCCACCUGCAGCACCAUCACCAAGCUGUGUACGCAGAGCUGAAGCACGCGAUGGCUCCUGCAGGAGCGGAGCAGAGACUGGACCUCUCAGACACCACAGAGCUCCAUCCUCCUGUAAAACGCAGAAACUCGCCUGUUUGGAAAUAUUUCGGAUUUAUUAAAAACACCGAGGGUGAUUUAAAGGAGGACGGAUUCCCGCUGUGCAAAAUGUGCCAUCGGAGAGUGGCGGCUAAAGACGGAACCACGUCGAACAUGCUGAACCACCUGCGGCGCCACCACCAGGCCGAGUAUGAAGAAGUGAAGCUGGCGAACGAAACGUUGCCUCCGAGUCGUCCAGAGGAAGGGAACGAUCUGCCUGAGCUGUUUCCUCCCAGCAUCCUUCCCCUGUCCCCCGUCUGGGAUUACUUCGGCUACCCGAAAAACGCAGACGGCGUGAUCGAAGAGAACGAGCGGCCCAAGUGUAAAGCCUGCCGGCAGUCCAUCGUCUCCAAGCAGGGCAUUUUAUCCAACAUGCUACGCCACCUGAAGUUCUACCACGACUCCUUAUUCGAGGAGCUGAAAUCGAGAACCGGAUGGCGCAGGUACAGACCUUAUAAGGAGAGAAGCCGAGCCCCGCCCAUUCAGGCCAACCCGGACGAGCUGUACCCGCCCAAAAUGGCCCUGAAAUCAGGUGUCUGGAAACAUUUUGGAUAUCUGAGGAACUCUAAGGGCGUGGUCGUUCCCGACGGGUUCCCGAUCUGUAAACUGUGCCUGAGAAAGGUCAGCACGCCGAGAGGAUGUACCACCAACAUGAUGGUCCAUCUCCAGAGAUACCACACCACCGAGUUCGCAGAGAUGAGGCUGAGCGGUGACGAUAAUGAUGACCAAACUCCGAGACAGACCGGAGACCCGGGCCCGCCGUUGGACCUCUGCCCACCACGAGAUGUCCUCGAGCCCGUGUGGGAGCAUUUCGGAUACCAGAAGGACGCAGACGGAGUCGUCCAGGUGGACGGACAGCCGACGUGUAAAAUCUGCCGAGUGAAAGUUUCCUGUCCUGGGGAGAGCACCAAAUUUCUGUACAGGCAUCUGUGGAAGAAACACAACGCCGUCUACUUCGACAUCAAGGUGGCCACCAGUUCCUUGAGAGGAGAGGACGGACUGGUGGCCCCGGUCCUUUUCCCACCGACGCACAGGGUGAAGUCUGCCGUCUGGGAAUAUUUCGGCUACUUGAAGGACGCGGAGGGGACGGUGGUCUGCGACGGCUUUCCUAUCUGCAAAAUCUGCUACUUAAACGUAGCGGCUAAAGGAGGAAACACCACCAACAUGUUCAAACACCUCAAAGAUCAUCAUAAGUCCAUCUACGAUGAGAUCAGGCCGGCUGUUCCCGAGGAAAUCGUUCCAGAUCAUGCGUCUUCAAUUCUCUAUGCUCCAGAUGGCCAAAACUCCAAAUUAUGGGAAUAUUUUGGAUACCUCAAAACUCCGGACGGUGCCCUGAUAGAAGACGGAGCUCCGGCUUGUAAGAUUUGUGGCCUGAAGGUGACGUCGGAGGGCGAGUCUACGUCCAACAUGAUGAAGCACCUUCAGGAGAAUCAUGAAGGAGUGUACGCUGAAGUACAGGAAGCGCUCAGUAAUCCGAGGACGGAAGACGCACCUGAGCUUCCAGAGCUUCCCGAGCUUCAUCCACCCACACAGAACGCAUAUCCCGUUUGGGAAUAUUUCGGAUUCCUGAAGGACGCGGAGGGAUCGGUCGUGUUCGACGGCUUCCCCAUCUGCAAGAUAUGUCGCCAGAGAGUGGAGUCCAAAGACGGAGACACGAGAAACAUGUUCCACCACCUGAAGGCGAAUCACCGGAACGUGUACCAGCAGAUCAAGCCGGCGGUUGAAAAAAGGGUUUAUAAGCCCUUUGAGCUGUGUCCACCGAACGGCCGGCAGAUCGACAUCAGGUUAUGGGAUCACUUCGGAUAUCCGAAAAACGCAGAGGGCGAGGUUGAAGAAGACGGAGCUCCGGUGUGUAAGAUCUGCCUUCAGAAGCUCACGGCCUCCUCCAGAGGAACGAACCUCACCACCAGCAUGCUGAGGCACCUCCGGAGGAACCACCAGUCCGUGUACGAGGAGGUUCAGGAGGCGAUCGGAGCCUGGAGACCCGAGUGGAACAGCGAAACCCUCGAGCUUUACCCACCCACGCAAAACGUCACGUCCUCCGUCUGGGAGCAUUUCGGAUACCUGAAAGACGCCGAGGGGACGGUGGUGUGCGACGGCUUCCCCAUCUGCAAAAUAUGCCACCAGAAAGUGCCUUCUAAAGGAGGAAACACCACCAACAUGUUCAAACACCUCAAAGACUGUCAUCGGAGCAUCUACAGCGAAAUCCGAUCCGCAGUGACUAACGAGGUGUUUGAGGACGUUCGCUCGGCCACUGACCUUCACCCGCCCAGCACCCCGUGUGACCCGACGCUCUGGGAGCAUUUCGGAUACCGCAAAACCGCAGACGGAGUCGUGGAAGAGGACGGAGCGCCGUUCUGUAAACUCUGCCUUCGGAAAUUAGUGUCCAGGGGAGAGACUACGAGAAACAUGAAGCAGCACCUUAAGGAGAACCACAACACUGUGUACACCGAGCCCGAGGAAGUCCUGAGCUCGUUCGUCUUGGAGCUGGACACGGGCACUUCGGACCUUCAUCCUCCGACGCGGAAGGUGAAAUCAGCCGUGUGGAAGUUUUUCGGUUACCCGAGAGACGCGGCGGGGUUGGUUCUGAGUGACGGCUUCCCCAUCUGCAAACUCUGCCAAAAGAAAGUCUCUGCUAAAGGAGGAAACACCACCAACAUGUUCACACACCUCAGAGAUUAUCACCGGACAACGUAUAACGAGAUCAAGGCAACGUUUGAUCCUGUAAGGACUGAGAACGAGCUGGAAGCCGUGGAGCUUCAUCUCCCGACGACGGACGCCCUGUCACCGGUCUGGAAAUAUUUUGGAUACCCGAAAAACGCAGACGGGUCUGUGGUGUGUGACGGCUACCCGCUGUGCAGACUGUGUCAGCUGAAAGUGACGGCUAAAGGAGGCAGCACGACAAACAUGCUCAUGCACCUGAGGGCCUACCACCUGGAUGUGUACAAGGAAGUCAAGCCAGCCGUUACUAAAAAGUCCAUCUACAGACCUUUCGAUCUCUAUCCACCGAGCGGUCAAGACGACAUCAAGCUGUGGGAUCAUUUCGGAUAUCAGAAAAGCGCAGACGGAGAGCUGAAGGACGACGGAGCUCCGAUCUGUAAAAUCUGCCUUCGGAAAAUGAUCAAACCCCCGACGGGCGGGACGCCGACCACCAACAUGCUGAGGCACCUUCGCAAAAAACACCAGUCAGUGUAUAACGAAGUGCAGGAAGCGAUCACCACGCUUAGAACAGCGUGGGGCAUCGAACCACCCGAGCUCCACCCACCGACUCAGAACGUCACGUCUGCAGUCUGGCAGUAUUUCGGCUACCUGAAAGACGCCGACGGCUCGGUCGUGUGCGACGACUUCCCCAUCUGCAAACUGUGUCAACAGAAAGUGGCUUCCAAACGACGAUGCACCACGAACAUGUUUAAACAUCUGAAGGAUUACCACAGAACCAUCUACGACGAGGUCCGGAGCGCAGUCACGAGCGAGACGUUCGAAGAUCUUUUCCUGCCGACCGAUCUCCAUCCGCCGAGCGGCCAGUACAAUCCCAAACUGUGGGAGUAUUUCGGAUAUCGUAAAACGGCAGAGGGGAACCUCGUGGAAGACGGAGCGCCGAUCUGUAAACUCUGCUUCCGAAAGCUGAUUUCUAAAGGCGAAACGACCUCGAAUAUGAUGCAGCACCUUAAAGAGAACCACAACACUGUCUACACCGACGUCCAAAGGGAAGUAAACCCGUUCACCAUCGGAGGAGCCACUGAACUCCCCGAGCUUUACCCACCUGAACACAGAGUGAGGUCUGGCGUCUGGAAAUAUUUUGGCUACCUGAGGGACACGGAGGGUCCGGCUGACUGCGCAGGCUUCCCCAUCUGCAAGAUCUGCCUUUCCAAAGUGUCCAAUAAGGGAAAAGUCACGGCCAAUAUGACCGCGCAUCUCAAAGAUCAUCACAGAAGCAUCUACGAUGACCUUAAGAUACCAGACAGAAGGCCAAAAGUGCUGUUGGCUGAAAAUCUCCCAGAACUUUACCCGCCAUCGAAACAGCCUCUGUCUCCAAUCUGGGAACAUUUCGGACUUCCCAAAAACACUGACGGAGUCGUAGAAGAGGACGGAUGCCCGAUCUGCAAAAUCUGCGGCAAAAAAGUUUCAAGCCAAGACGGAAGGAAAAUGAUAAGACAUCUGCAUUUCUGCCAUUUCUCUGUGUAUGAAGAGUUAAAGAACGCAAUUAGGGCUUCAAAGUUGGGAGUGGACGCAGGAGGCCAACCCACCGACCUUCACCCUCCCUCCAAGAGCGUCCGCUCCUCCGUCUGGGAAUAUUUUGGAUACCUGAAGAAUCCGGACGGCACGAUCAACGUGGACGGACGUCCGAUCUGCAAGAUGUGCUUCCAUAAAGUGUCCAGUCACGGAGGAAACACGACCAACAUGUUCAAGCACCUGGAGGACAAACACGGGCUUAGACAAGAGUAAAGCGAACUCUACCCGAGAGCAAGAGCGAGAGCGGCCAUCUUGGCCAGUUGAGUGUGAGGUAGAGAGGAGCUUAGCGUCUGUUAGCGGUGAGAGGAGUCCUCCGGCUGCGAUGGAGCCUCCCGUAUUUCA
Pangasianodon hypophthalmus (striped catfish) is the source of this 6719-nucleotide messenger RNA. RefSeq lists its product as uncharacterized. NCBI's taxonomy places the organism in Eukaryota, Metazoa, Chordata, Actinopteri, Siluriformes, Pangasiidae. Gene Ontology annotation, molecular function: DNA binding. The record is from RefSeq and is a predicted model, not a curated record. The coding region runs from base 1167 to 6590 and encodes 1807 amino acids. The transcript has 22 exons.